Messenger RNA from Neltuma alba, 969 nucleotides. Its product is annotated as receptor like protein 21-like. Bases 1 to 969 code for a protein of 322 amino acids. The transcript has 5 exons. Gene Ontology annotation, molecular function: protein binding. NCBI's taxonomy places the organism in Eukaryota, Viridiplantae, Streptophyta, Magnoliopsida, Fabales, Fabaceae. The record is from RefSeq and is a predicted model, not a curated record.
AUGAAUCCUAGUGAAAUCGUUUGGCUCCAAUCAUUGGCUUUGCCCCCUUUGGAGACAUUAGAUUUGCAUGAUUGUAAUUUGACCAGCUCUAUUCUGUCUCGCCGAUAUGCCAAUUUUAGCUCACUUUCAUAUCUUGAUCUUGGUCUAAAGGAUUUUACAAAUGGAUUAGCUAAUUGGUUGUUCAAUCUUAGCAAAGAUCAUCUCUCUGAUUUUUCUCAGACAAUGCAAUUUGAGAGGUCGAAUGCCAGAUUUUUGAGGCUAUCGGAAUCUAAUGUGUGGGAGACCAAAUUAUAUGUUGCUGUGGAUAUAAACUCCGAAGAUUCUGCUGAAUUGGAAUACAAGAGUCAAGAUACCAGUGCCCCCAGAGACUAUCAUUUGACAGUCAUUCAAUUAUUGGCUUCUCUAUCCCUUGAGGAAUUAGUUCUAGUUGACUGUCAUUUGACCAGCUUCAGUGUUCCUUCUGUUAAGGAUGAUGUCAAUUUCAGCUCACUUUCUGGGUCUUUGAAUGAUUGGUUCAUCACUCAAACAAUACCUGCUGGUCUACCAUUAUCAGAUGACUUUGCAAUCCCAUUUAAACUCAGAAGAGAAAUACGAGGGGAAAUAGGAGAAAUGAAAGACCUAGAGUAUCUUGAUUUCUCCCAUAGUAGUCUUCAAGGGAAUAUUCCUCAAAGCAUGUCUAGUUUGUCUUUUCUAGGUGUUUUGAAUUUGUCAUAUAACAAAUUUAUGGGACAAUUUCCACUGGGGACUCAACUUCAAAAUUUUGAUGCAUUGAGUUACAUAGGAAAUCCUAAGCUUUGUGGACCUCCUCUUCAAAAGAACUGCACAACAGAAGAAAAGGCAGAUAAUACAAAGCAUGUUGAAGAAAAUGAGGAUGAUGCUUUUUUGAAAUCAUUGUAUCUUGGUCUGGGAAUUGGCUUUACUGUGGGAUUCUGGGUAGUCUGUGGUUCUCUGUUCCUGAACAAAGCAUGA